AUGUUACCCGUCGCGGUUCAGCAUGCCCACAGCCGACGGCAAACACAGGCAGCCGGGUUCUGUCAUGACCCCCCAUGCGGCAUGCCCGUCGAGUCGAUGGCCAUCCAGGCCCUACGCCAUGACUGUUCGCCGCCUCCUGGUCUGAUGGCCGCCGUGACAGACAAGAUACCAGGGAGCACUUUUUUGGAUUUUGCGGCACGAAAGACCUCCGCGGCACGAGCGGCUACUCCUACCGGUCCCGCUGUGACUGAGGUGGCGACCCAAAUCCAAAACCGUUGCGUCGUCAGCGGUGAGGGUGGCGGCAAGAGUGGUGAUUUGUGCCGAUGUUAUCGUGUUUGGCCCUGUCUUCAUAGUCUGAGUUACCACGCGUGGAGCCUGUACAUGCCUUAG
Molecule: messenger RNA, 390 nt
Organism: Pyricularia oryzae 70-15
Lineage: Eukaryota; Fungi; Ascomycota; Sordariomycetes; Magnaporthales; Pyriculariaceae
Exons: 2
Coding region: 1-390 (129 amino acids)
Source: RefSeq, a predicted model, not a curated record